ACAAGAGGAGUGGCACCGAGCCGCCACACCCAGCCCUGAAUCCAAACCAACAAGAGCAUGAACACGUCUGUGCCAAGUUGCGUGCCAUAAACUGGACCAGAGGUUGAUGUUCAAAGGGCGGAAACACCAGCAACAAAACACAAGAGUCAACGACACACCUAUGACACUCAGCAGACAGCAGCAGUGAGGGAGAAACAAGUGAUCUGAAUGGACGGAGAGAAAAGGAUAUGACGGGAGUUUAGGUCCAGUUGAGAGGGCAAUAAGAUGCGAGCUACCUGUAAGAGGAGUGUUGGACUGUUUCUGGUCAGUGGACUUCUGCUUUGUUCCCUGUUUUAUGUGUGGAGUCCUGGGAACAGCCCCAGUGCUGACAUCCGGCCAAAACUGUGGAGUCCAUUAAAUGCACACCUCUACGGGAAAAUCCAAAACAUCGCUAACGAAUAUAAUGACAUUCCCUACGACAUUAAAGAGGAUGUCGCAUGUCGAUUGGCUCAAAACGCAUGUGUGUGUCUGGCCGAUAAGGAGACUGCUCACCUGCCGUUCUCCAAUCUGCUAUGGCCUCGUGCGUGGGCACACAACAUCAGUAUGGCGUUCUUAGAGUCCCAUCCUGACCCUGAAGGUGUCAAGCAGCACAGAGCUCAGGAGUACCGCAGCUUUCAAAGGAGGUCCUAUGAUCCUGCAGAUGUGCUUGUUGUAGCCGAGGCCAUGAGUCCUCUGCAGUAUCCAACCCAGGGUGUGAAGGUGCGACCCCUCAAAACCAUCAUCAUUCCUGGUCUGGGCCUCAGAGAAGAAACCAGAUUAAACCAUGUGGUAUCUUUGACAGCAACACUGGGGACUUUUGACGUCGCUGCUACAGUUCACAGGGUCUCUUUGGAGGGAGUGGGAGAGAAACACAUGAUUCUGUCGAGUCCUCUCCUCUCUGCUUUGAAUAGACAGCUGCAGUUUGUCACCUACACUAACACUGUGUUCCAUCCCAAAACAGCAGACACAAUUGUGUUUGCGACUCAAGGUCACCAGGCGUUUUUCAACAUCCGAGUCGGACACGGAACAGUCCCGACACUUUACAACUUUAGACGCCAAAAAGAAUACAAUAUUAGUGCUCUCGUUACGAUCGCCACCAAGACCUUUCUGCGCUACGACAAACUCAAAGAUCUCAUCGACAGCAUACGGCAGUUUUACCCCACCGUCACCAUAGUGAUCGCAGAUGAUAAUGAACACCCUCAGCCAGUGACCGGGCCUCACAUUGAACAUUACAUCAUGCCGUUUGGAAAGGGUUGGUUUGCAGGAAGAAACCUGGCAGUGUCUCAAGUCACCACCAAGUAUGUGCUCUGGGCGGAUGAUGAUUUCCUCUUCACUGCAAACACCAAGCUGGAAAGGAUGGUGGACAUCCUGGAGAAGACCACGCUGGAUAUGGUUGGAGGUGCAGUCAGAGAGGUGACCAGUUACACUACCACAUACCGUCACACCAUUUCAGUGGAUGAAGGGGGAGAGGAGGGGGACUGCUUACACAUCAGAAAUGGCUACCAUCAUGUCAUUGAGGGUUUUCCUAACUGUGUGGUCGCUGAUGCCGUCAUCAACUUCUUUAUGGGGAGGACGGACAAGCUGCAACAGGUGGGAUUCAACCCCCGCCUGGCACGUCAAGGUCAUCUGGAGUUCUUCAUCGACGCUCUGGGCGUCCUCCACAUCGGCUCGUGUAGUGACAUCAUAGUAAGCCACGCGUCAAAGAUCAAACUACCCUGGACUAAAACAGACUUACAAAAGGCUUAUGACAAAUUCCGCUACACGUACUCCAGCUCCGAUAAGUACCUCCACAAUGAAAUCUUCUACUUCAAAAACAGGUUCAAGUGCAUGACCAGUCACUGAAGCCUGGAGUCCCUCGUCUGGCUGCUGCCUCAGCAUGAGGGAGGUCGAGACUUGUUGUUGUUUUCAGGUAAAAAGGAGACUUCAGGAAUUAGUUUUUGGUAUUCUUAACAGUUUUUGCUGCUUCAGCUUUUGCUGCUAAAAAAGGUUAUGUGGAAUUUAUUCAUUCUUUUGAUAAAGACAGGAAAGCCAAAGUAAACAUCUCCACAAGUUCACUCAGUUAUCUCGUUUCUUUUUUUUUGUUUUCUGAUUUUUUUCUUCCAUAGCUUCUGUUUGAGUAAAUCCCCUUUCUUAAGUUCUGUAUGAACUGUGCCUUAAAAAGGGUUUUAAAAAACUUUUCUUGCAUGCAGUUAAAUAUCGUAGUUUCCUCCAGGUUCUGACCCUUCAUGAUGUUAUCUACGUCAUGAACCAGUAGUCGUUAAUCUUUAGGCUUCGCCUUUCUUCCCUCUAUCUUCAGGGAUGUAAAUGCACUUGAGUUGGAGUUGCAGCAACAGUUCAACUUGAAUACACUUGUAAUCUUUGUUGGUGUCAAGGUGCAGAGUUGUCUUUUUGUGCUCUCUGACAACUUGACAAGCAAUGUCAAUGAGCUUUCAUUACCAGCUUAGGUAGUAUACUGAUUAGGACCAUAUGACCUUUAACCUUUAACUUGGGUGCACAUUCAAUCACAGCGAUCCAAGAGCGAGUUUACACCUUCUAGAUGAUUUUCAUUCUUAUUAAUAAUGCAUCCACUCAGGUUUAAAGAAAACUUUUAAAACUUCGUCAGAAUCCAUAUUUUGUUUUUAAAUGAAAAGAGUAUGCCAUGUCAGUCCAGCUCAGUUUUCUCCUCUCAUAUCUCCCGUGCUUAAAAAGGGUUUCUCAAAUAUUUAAGUAUUGCUUCAGAUAAAGGAUAUGAGCAGAUGACCUCGCCUGCACCCUCUGAGAGAGGAAAUCUCUCCAAACAGGCUCGGCCUUUCAGACGACCAUUCAUGGAACACAGCUGCUUGUUGAACCUCCGACUCUGUAAGAAGUGUGUUCAUGCAGGCCUUCAUUAUGGUUUGUUGCUCAGGGAACAUGUAUUCCAAGGUUUUUGAAUGACUCCUCAUUGUAAAGUUACAAAGUGAUCGUGAACUAGUCUUGUUGUGUGUUUUGGCAUCAUAAGUUACACUGUUGUACAGUGUUUGCUGUUUUUAUUGAGCUUUUGAUAAGCUUUAUGUCUUUUGUACUUUGCUCUCAACAUGUAAUAAAAAACAAUGGAAGUAAA
Molecule: messenger RNA, 3097 nt
Organism: Labrus mixtus (cuckoo wrasse)
Lineage: Eukaryota; Metazoa; Chordata; Actinopteri; Labriformes; Labridae
Gene: b4galnt1a
Product: beta-1,4-N-acetyl-galactosaminyl transferase 1a
Exons: 12
Coding region: 265-1860 (531 amino acids)
Biological process (GO): ganglioside biosynthetic process
Cellular component (GO): Golgi membrane
Molecular function (GO): hexosyltransferase activity
Source: RefSeq, a predicted model, not a curated record